This is a messenger RNA of Felis catus (domestic cat), 6909 nucleotides long. It is a transcript of the gene C2CD4B, whose product is annotated as C2 calcium dependent domain containing 4B. Lineage: Eukaryota; Metazoa; Chordata; Mammalia; Carnivora; Felidae. The transcript is spliced from 2 exons. Bases 3406 to 4611 code for a protein of 401 amino acids. The record is from RefSeq and is a predicted model, not a curated record.
GUCAGAAUGCCCACUAACCUUUGAUAUACCAGCUUCCUGCACCCUGCCCUAAGCCUCUUCUCCUUUCUGUUAGAACCCCACAGUGGCAAAGGCCUUCAAGUAUUAGGAAAGGUUCCCCCAGAUAGUAGACAGUCCUUUGAUCAGAUUGUCAAAGGGCUUAGUUUGUUCUUCCUGGAUCCCACAGUCUCUUCAUGUCUCUGAUCCUCUUUAAACUGAAAAGAUCUUUUAAAAUAUAUAUGCAUGGUAGAAAAUACAGUUAAUAAAAAGGACAAUAGAAAACAUCUCAUUGCUCACAAAUAACCACUGGCUCAUCUCUCUCUCUUUACCCCAGGAAAAAAUAAGUGUAAGAAACAGCUUAAUUGUUCAGGGAGCAGGGGUGGUUACGAAGUUAUUACAGUUUUCGGGCACUUAGAUGGCUCAGUCGGUUAAGCAUCUGACUUUGGCUCAGGUCAUGAUCUCACAGUUUGAGUUGGAGCCCUACAUCAGGCUGUGUGCUGACAGCAUAGAGCCUGGAGCCUGUUUCAGAUUCUGUCUCCCUCCCUCCCUCUCUCUCUUUCUCUCUCUGCCCUUUCAUUGCUUGUAUUCUCUGUCAAAAAUAAAUAAAACUUAAAAAAAAGUUAUUACAGUUUGAAUUGCUCAAAAGUCCAUUGAAUUGCUCAAAAGUCUCAACUAUCCUUUGUUACUGUAUUUCAAAUACAAUUAAAGCUGUCAUCAAUGAGUAAACGCUCAAGAAAUAGCGUUUUUAAAAAAUGAAAUGUAUGAAACACAGGAGUUUAAUAAACCACAAAACAACAAUAUAAGCGGUGAGUAUUGCCAUCCGUGAGCACAAGCCCUUUGAACCUUAAGAAUGAGGUAACAGAUAUACGGUGAGACCUGGGAGAAGGCGAUAAAAGGACAGCAUAGAAAGUGCCAGAAAGACCCGAGGGACCAGAAAUACGGGAGUGAGAGGAGAUCAGAUGCCUCCAAUGCUUCCAGACAAGAAGGACACAGCAAGGUUGCUGGGAGGAUGGCCUCUUUAUCCUCAGGGGAGGCCAGAGGUGUGGCUGGAAACCGGAGGCAUAGUAGGAGAGCCUCUGAGCCGAAAGGAGAGGCAAAGGGCGGGAUCACUCCAUUUCCAGGGUGGUGUAAUGAGAGGUGGGAAACGGGUGCCUGCUCCGCCCUCAUGAUCCAGAAAAGUAUUUGAGUGUCCAACCAAUUCGGACGAAGGAAACGGGGCUAGAAGGGCCAGAGAAGGGGGAGAGGGCCAUAGCAGGGGGCGCGUCCCUGGGUCCAGUUCAGAGCGAACCUCCGAGCAUCCAGCGGGCCCACGUGAGGCCGGCCCAUGUGGCCUCGGGGGAAACGGGGAGGAAGCCGCCGCUGACCGACACGGCAGGUGGGACAGAGCCCAGGACUGGCAUCAGCGAGCUUCCACGGUGCACCCCCAACGUCUGCAGCCCAGCCAACGCGCAGGGAGGUGAGGUCUGUGCGCUGAAGGCGGGACACACUAGCGCACGGGGGCGGGGCUGCCGAGGGGCGUGGCCGCUCGCGCCAGCGGCACACCAGCUCUGCCAUUGGCCAGGCUCCUGCGAGGAAGCCCCAGAAACCCCGUCCUCACUGGCUAGUCCCUGCCCCAGUCACCCUGGAGACCCCAGCGCCCUGAGGCCCCCUGGCUGCCGUUGGAAGGCGUUGGCCACGUUCCUCCUGGCUUCCUGCCGUUGGGUUGGGUUCGCUGCCUGAGGAUCACGUGUUGCUCCUGCAGGCCCACGGGGAGGCUCAGCGGAGUUGCAAAGCCCCAAACCUGAACUGUUGCCAAGACCUUGAACCAUAUAUUCUUGUGGUGACAGUGGCCUUAGGGGAAAAAAUUCUCUCUCCGGGGUGACUAGGUCAGAGCGGCGCAAGCCUUCUUAAAUAAUGCAACUGACCUAUGUGGUGGCCUUUGGAGGGACCACGGGUAACUUUCAAAACCUGUCAUGGGAAGGGGGUGGAUUACAGAAUGGAUGUUAAAUUGGGUGACAUUUGUAGUUACACCCAUAAAUACUGAGUUCGAGCUGCCAACUAGGCAGAUAACUUCUCUUUAGGUCAGGCUGAGGAUUUUUAGCCAGCUUCUCUGCAAGAGGGAAGCAGACAUGUUUCCUGCUCUUUUGAGUGAUGUCUGUGAGACACUAGUAGUCGUUUUAGUAAAGCCUGCAGCCAAGUCACCGACUCAGCCUCACCACCCAGCUCACAGAUUCCUGUCACCACCAGAGAAGCCUAGGGGUUACUACCAUCCAGGACAUAACCUGUUUUCCUUCUGUUCCUUUCUUUUCCCUAUCAAAACCCUCUCAUUCAUCUCUUAUGGUAAAACCACGUACCCCUCACUGCCCACCGCUUCUCACUAGAUAGGGGGAAAACUAACAAAAUUACUUUUAAAUCAUUUUGAUGUCAUUGGAGAAGUCACUUAACAGUUAGGUGUGCUGUUAGGUUCAAAGGAUUAAACAGAGGAUUAUUGCCCUAAGUGAGUUCCCUCCCUAAUGCAGACAUUCUGACUGGUAAGGUUAAGUAGGGUGUGUGAGCUGCAUAGGGCUCCAAUAUUUGUCUGUUAAUACGGCAAAUAUUUUUGGUGGUCCUGAUUUGGAACCCUGAGAUAUCAGGUUGAAUCUAGAUGUGGGCUCCCCAGAGUUGCUGGGCAUUGUGGGAUGGGAGGGGGGGGUUGUUUCUUGAAGCCAGAACCUCUGUAAUGAAAUAGAUACCAACUGGGGUGGUAAGAAAGGCGGGGGAACUCUUAAACCCUACUUUAAAAUAGGCUAAACCUAUAUGUGAAUGUUCACAUUCAUGGUAGUGGUAACUAGAGAAGACUUAACGCAGUCCUCAGCGACCCAGAGGAAAAGAAGGCGUGACAUCAUUGGAUAGUCACUUCUGAUCUCAGGGACACAUGUGGACUCAGAAGAAAAUCACUUCUUCCUUUCUCCUCAAUUAGCACCCUGUCUCUGUAAGGGGCCUGGAAAAUAGAGAUGAUAUUGAAGGCCGCUAGCAUUUUCCACCACCACAAGUUCUCCCUGGGCAGGGCGACCAGGCGUCCUCUCUUCACCUGCAACCUUUUCCAGGCCUGUGUAAGGGGCUCCAUGCACGCAGAGUGGAUGCAGGUCCCAAGACUGACCGGAGGGUCACACGCAAGCACCCACUGCAGGGGCCCCAGCGGCGGCGGGCAGGGGUGACUUGGAAGGCGGGCUGUCCCCUGGCUCCAGGGGUUGGGCUCUAGGCCGGCUGGGCGGGACUCAGGCUGCCAGUAUAAGACAGGAGCGCCACUGUCCUGGCCAGAGUGCUGAAGCUGGCGCCCCAGCCAGGACCGCGAGGCAGCCGGCCCUGAACUUGCAACUCUUGACCCACAGUGACUGAAGAAGAAGGAAAGGUCUGAUUUCGAUUACUUCGUUUAUUUAGUACCAAUGAAUGGAAGGCGGGCAGGUUUGUGGGUGGAGGAGAGCUCGGCUUGGAUUGGCCAGGGGUCGCAGGCCCGUUGGUACCCCUCGGGGGGCCCCCGGUAGCGGACUACACUCAGCAGCUUCUCUCUCGCGCAGGAGGGCCUCCUGCCACCACUCUCAGCCUCAGCCUCGGAGGAUGCGGCUCCUCGGGAGACUCCGCGCCUCCACUCCGGAGCCCGCUUUCUCCAACGUGCUCACUCCGGACCGCAUCCCCGAGUUCUGCAUCCCGCCGCGGCUGCCCGCGUCCUGCGCGCCCGAGUCUCCGCCUGCGGCCGCCGCUCUGCCCCGGCGCUGCGCAGCCGAGCCGGACCUGUGGCCCAGAGGAGCCGACGACAGCGCGGGGCACACGGACUGGGACCCGCGCUCGCAGGCAGCCCUGUCGCUGCCGCACCUGCCCCGCGCGCUCACCGCCUACGGCUUCUGCACGCUGCUCGAGAGCCCGCACACCCGCCGCAAGGAGUCUCUCUUCCUCGGGGGCCCUGCAGCCGCCCCGCUCGUGCCCCGGGCCUCGGCUCCGGCCUCCGCUCCCGCGCUCCCCGCGGGCCUCCGCCCCACCCCGGACACGCCCGCCCCGCCGCCCCGCGCUCGCCGCCUCCUGCGCGCCCCCGAACGGCUGCUGAGCCGCGCGCUGCGGGCCCGGACGAGCCGAGGCCUGGUCCGCGCCCCCUCCGUGUCCAGCGGGGACGGCGACGAGGACGAGGAGCGCGGCGCCGUCUCGGGGCCCCCUUCCCAGGCCCCCUCCGCGUCCCCGCCGCAGCCGCCCGGCCCCGGCCCGCGUCCCGAGCGCCUGGAGGCCGAGGGCACCGUGGCCCUGGGCCGCGCCGGGGGCGCCCUGCGCCUGGCCGCCGAGUACAGUCGGGCCAACGGGCGGCUCCGCGUCCGGCUGCUGGGCACCGAGGGCCUGGCCGCGGGAGCCGCCGAGCCCCCCGCCGUCGGCUGCCGCGUCAGCUUCGUCCUGCGGCCGCCGGGCCAGCCGCGCUCGCAGCGCAGCGCCGUGGUCCGGCGGAGCCGCAAGGCCGCCUUCCACCAGGACGUGUGCUUGGACGGGCUCUCGGAGGAGCAGGUGCGCCGCCUGGCCGUGCGCGUCAAGGCCGAGCAGCGGGGUCGCGGCCUGGAGCGGGGCCGCCCGCUGGGCCAGGGCGAGCUGCUGCUGGGCUCCCUGCUGCUGCCCUGAGGGCGCCCGGGGCUCAGACCGCCCCCUCGGGGCGCCCUCGGACCGCUGGCAACUCGGACACCGACAGCCGCUUCGGACAAAAUAAACGUUAUUUAUUCAUUUUUCAAUUUAUGUUCUUGCUUUAUUGACAUUUUAGUUCUUAGGUAUCUGUUUUUGUCACUGUUUAUUGGUAGUGAAGGAAAAAUUAAGGAUGCUUUUCUCUAUUCAUAGCUUACCGUCCUUUUUUCCCAGACCAUUUUUGCAUUCAAAGGCGAAAAGGUGAGCGUGUGGCUGGAAGGGAGAAAAAGGAACUAUACCCAAUCUGCCUUGAUUAUCCUCCUUUUUUAUGUCAAUACUAAGGGUCUCUUACUGCUUUUUCAGUUAUUCCUUCGGAAUCAUGCCCAGUGCUAAGAUUCACAGAGACUUUGACAUAUUUGAUGUGGCAUAGGUUCUUUUCGUGCACACACACAUCAGAAUCAGACAUUCUGUAGUAAGGAUAUCGUGGUGGGUAAAGAAUUUCUUUCUUAUUAAGAAAACAGGUUUCUUUUGAAAGUGAAGUCUUUAAAAAAUGCUAAGGAAACGAAAAGCAAAGGAAGUGAAGGUCUUUCAAAGGAAGGUAUUCCUGGCAUCCCCCUCUUCCUUCUCCAGUAGGAGCCCUGGGAAAUCUUGCCGCUUCAGAAAAAUCUUUUCUGCCUCUGUAAACAUACUGAUAUAUGUGUGGUAUUGUUUCCACCUAGCUCUGCAUGUAAGUGAUAGUAAUUAAUGCAUCUACAAUAGGAUUUCCUAGAUGAAUUGGAACAAACUGUCAACUUUUGGAACACUGGAUUUUAAGAGGUUUUAAAUUUCUUUUUCUUUUUCAACAAAUAGACCUGAGUCCACUGGAAACUGAUUCUAUCAAGAGGAUUUGCCCCUGACUAUAGGCAUCUAUGGUGUGAUAGAAAGCACAAUGAGGGGGUGGGGGUGGGGGAUACAGAUUCCAGUCUUUUUUCUGCCACUAGCCUGAACUAGGGCAGAUCCGUUCAUGUUCCUGGACCUCAUUUCCUACAUCAGUGAAAUGGGGAUACUAACACCUGCUUGACAGGGCUUUGUAAAAAUAUGCUUUAAUAUCGAAAUAAUCCUUAAAAACACGUGACAUGUGGCAGCAUACCUAAAAAGGCUGGAACUGUACUGGCGAACAGGUGCCCAAUAACAUUCCAGGAAAUGGACUCUUUCACUUCUGCUGCUUUCUUUCCAAUUGUUCCUCCCUGGUCGUGGAGUGGAGCCUGGCAGAAUGGCUGGCUGGCUGCCUGAGACUGAGGAUUUAGGGGAGCCAGGAGUGGGAAUAUACAACCCUUCAGGAUUCCUCUGGUAAUAAGCAAUAGUUUGGACUCAUUCUGCAUCAAAAAACCCUUCAGCACUGUUAUUGCAAUGAGGUUCUGGGUACAAAUCAUAAUAUACAUAAAAUCCUGGAUUUUAUAUUAUUUUAUUUUUACUUUUUUUUUCUAUUUCAGAGAAAGAGCACAAGUAGGGGAGAGGGGCAGAGGGAGAGAAUGAUUGAGAGAGAGAGAGAGAGAGAGAGAGAGAGAGAGAGAGAGAGGUCUUAAGUAGGCUCCACAGUCAGUGGGGACGCCUAUACGGGGUUCCAUCCCUUGACCCUGGGACAAUGGCCUGAGCCAAAAUCAAGAGUGGGACACAACCUACUGAGCCACCCAUGUGCCCCCCAAAUCCUGGAUUUUGAACAUAAUUUCAAAGUGGACAGAUUAGCCCUUAGAAAUCAUCUGAUCAAAUAACUUCUGAAAUUGAGAAAAUACCACAAAGUCGACUUGCCUGAAGUCAAAUAGCUCGUGACUGGCUCAGCUCAGAUGAGAACCAAGGUGUCCUGACUUCUCCAGAGGAUGGUGUACCCUUUGGCCUCUCAUUCAGCAAUGAUAAGUUGAGCCCUUUCUCUGUGACAGACACAAUACUAAGCCCAGGGGGUGCAGCUAUGAAGAAGGCAGAGAAGAUUCCUGUUCUCCCAGGACUCACAGUUUUAGUGGGGGUAGCCAACAAUAGCCAAGUUUGGUCAUUACAGAUUGUGGUGACUAUCAUGAAGACAGUAAACUAGGGGAGGGCGAGAGAGAAGUGUCAGAUGGGAUGCUUUCAGAGAUAGAGUAGUCAGGAAAGUUCUCCCGAAGAUUCGAGGAAGGAAAAUCCUACACAAGAGAAACCUAAUCUAUACGAAUAACCACUUAAUGUGUCCAAAGGACCCCUUAAUACAUCCAAGCCAGAAUUCUUGAUUUUCUUCUCCCAAAUCUCCUCCUCCCCUUGUCUUCCUUAUUUCAAUAAAUGGUACCACUAUUA